Colletotrichum graminicola M1.001 is the source of this 1737-nucleotide messenger RNA. RefSeq lists its product as uncharacterized. Bases 1 to 1737 code for a protein of 578 amino acids. The record is from RefSeq and is a predicted model, not a curated record. Gene Ontology annotation, cellular component: Golgi apparatus. Gene Ontology annotation, biological process: endoplasmic reticulum to Golgi vesicle-mediated transport; intra-Golgi vesicle-mediated transport; endocytosis. The transcript is spliced from 2 exons. Gene Ontology annotation, molecular function: GTPase activator activity; metal ion binding. NCBI's taxonomy places the organism in Eukaryota, Fungi, Ascomycota, Sordariomycetes, Glomerellales, Glomerellaceae.
AUGUCUCGAAGACCACCGCCAAACCCCGCUGCUGAAAGAGCGGCCCAAAACCAGCUGACAAUCAAGAGCCUCUUGAAGUUGGAGUGCAAUAAAAUAUGCGCUGACUGCAAGAAGAACAAGCACCCGCGAUGGGCUAGUUGGAACCUCGGUGUCUUUAUUUGCAUCCGGUGUUCGGGCAUCCACCGUGGCAUGGGAACGCAUAUCAGCAGAGUCAAGUCUGUCGACCUCGAUUCCUGGACCGACGAACAGCUCCGAAGCAUCCUCAGCUGGGGCAAUGCGCGCGCGAAUAAAUACUGGGAGGCCAAGCUGGCCCCCGGCCACGUACCCUCCGAAUCCAAGAUCGAGAAUUUCAUCCGCACCAAGUACGAACUCAAACGAUGGACAAUGGACGGCCCCAUUCCCGACCCUGCCAGUCUUGAUGUCGACGGUGAUGACGAUGUGCCGUUGAGCCUGGUUAAGGAGAAGCAGAACGUGGAGCGGAGGGAAUCGGUUCGCAAGAGUUCGGUUGGAAAAUCGGCGGCUCCUCCCAGGAACGUUACUUCCCCGCAGCCGCAGGUCGAUCUUAUCGGCGGCGAUCCCAUCCCCAGAGCCAGCACGGCCGGCCCGCAGCCCGGCAAAGUGCCCCCGAAAUCCGACCCCGCGCCCCCCAAGGCUACGAGCACUAAGGACUCUCUACUGGGACUGGAUUUCUUCGGCGAACCCGCUGCCCCUCCUCGACCCGCCAGCACCAACAAUGCGGGGGCUAUGGGAGGACCUUCGCGGCCAGACCUUAAGCAAUCUAUCCUAUCACUCUAUGCCUCGGCUCCGCGACCGCAACCCCAACAGCAGCAGCAACAACAAGCCCAGGCCGCCGGCGGAGCAUUUGGCGGCAUGCCGUCGCCUACCUUCGGACACCAACAGCAACAGUCGUUUGGCGGCAUGACUGAUGCCUUUAGCAGCCUCAGCUUCUCUAAUACAAACAACCCCAAGCCGGCCCAGACAGAUCCAUUCGCAAGCCUGGCCAGCCCUGUCGGCAGUAGCAGGUCACCACCACCGGCGUCGAACAACGCCUUUGGCGGUCUCAGCGGCGGAAGCUUCUUCGACUCCAAGCCGGCCGCCCCUGCCCCCUCCACGCAUCAGAAGCAACCUUCCAACAGUGGCCUUGGCGGAUUUGGCUGGUCCAGUUCCCCCGCCCCAGCUCCGGCCCAGUCCCAGCCGAAGCCUGCUCAACCGGCUUCGUCCAUGGGAGACCUGUUCGAUCUGUCCGCUCCUUCCCAGCCUGCCGCUGCCCCCAGCAAGCCCUCUCCCACCCCCGCAUCUUCCUCUGUCUUCAACCUCUCCUCGAACCAACCCAAGUCACCGCCUCCUGCUACCAACCCGAGCGCGGCCGCCACGAGCGCAAUUGGUGCAGGGAACUGGUCUAACUCGGACGUCUGGGGCUCCAAUGCCUGGAGCACACCCGACGCAAGCACUGCGCCUGCCGCUCCCAAGCCUACGGAAACACCCAAGCCUGCCUUUGGAGGAACCGGCGACUUUGGCGGAUGGGGCUCGUCUGGAGUGUCCUCCGGACUGUCUACUGGAUCCUUCGCCAACACGCCGAUUGUUCCUGGAGCGUCCGGUGGUUUCAGCGCCGCGCCCAAGGUUGCGGCCGACGAGGAGUUCGGUGGAUGGACCAGCAGCACAGAACCCGCUGCCAGUUCCGGGUCUGCCAAGCCAAUCGGUGGCAGCGAGGAUCUCUUUUCGAAUGUCUGGCAGUAA